Messenger RNA from Physcomitrium patens, 582 nucleotides. NCBI's taxonomy places the organism in Eukaryota, Viridiplantae, Streptophyta, Bryopsida, Funariales, Funariaceae. The record is from RefSeq and is a predicted model, not a curated record.
AUGGCAGAACAACGUCAAAAACUAUUGGAACAAGAUCGGGUGAAUAGGGCCACCAAAGAAGCCAAUUCGAGACUGAAGCAUGCCCUUGGAGUAAAACAGCAAGCAUGGGAAAAGGAAAGAGAGCACCUUCACCAAGGAAUGGUGCAUCAGAAACAAGAACUCUCCAAUUCUCUCAAUCAAUCGAAACUGGAAGUUGAGAAAAUGAAGCAACAAUUGGAAUUGAACCAGACGAAGAUGGCGACUUUGGAACAGGAAAAGAAGACGAUGAGUGACCAAUUCAGAGUGAAAACAGAGGAAAUGCAAGGAGAGAUCAACACUCUGAAGGAGGUUGCAAAGAAAUUGGAGAAAGAAUUGGUCAGCGUUCGACGGCCACAAGGGUCAAUUGAAGGUUCAAUUGGCGAAUUGGAACAGAAGGUGAAGCAAGAACAAUACCAAUUAGAGGCGAAAGACACCCGAAUUCUACAAUUGGAAAGUCAAGUCCGUGAAUUGGGAGCACUUAAUGAAGAUUUAAUGGCCAAAUUGAACAUAGUACCAAUAAAUGUAUCAGACGGGGAAGACGAAGAAGUGACUUUAGAAUUGUAA